Molecule: messenger RNA, 6294 nt
Organism: Gallus gallus (chicken)
Lineage: Eukaryota; Metazoa; Chordata; Aves; Galliformes; Phasianidae
Exons: 2
Coding region: 124-1239 (371 amino acids)
Source: RefSeq, a predicted model, not a curated record
GCGGCUGCGGGGCGGGUGCCCUCGGGGCCCGGCGGCGGCUCUGCGGGGUGCGCUCUGCCGUCCUCUGCGCGCUGCCCGCGGUCGCCGGAGCCGCCGCCGCUGCGAUCCAUCGUGGCUGAGGGGAUGGCGGCGGGCGGAGGCGGGGAGAGGAGAGGAAAAGAAAGGAGAUCCGACCCCACGCGGCGGGCUCAAAAAUUUAAAUCGAGGAGGAAAAAAAAAAUAAUUAAAAAAUUAAACCAAAAAAAAAAAAAAAAACCACCACGAAAAGAAACACAAAGCCGCCGGGGAGGGCGAGGGAGCGGGGUGCAGGGGAAGCGAUCAGAACCCGAAUUCAAACUUCCCCCUCCGCCCCGCGGCGGGGCCCCGCGCCGCUCCCGCAACGCCACAUCCACGCCCGGCUCCCGGCGGGGGCUGGAGACAAAAGGCGGCGGCGGGGGCUCGGCGCGGGGCUGCGGGGCGGCCGGCCGCGGCUCCUUCCUUCCCCCCGGGGCGUGUGCGCGACAGCGGGCGGCGGCGGGCGCGCGUGUGCAUGUAGGUGGGUGCGUGGGUGCCCGCGCGUGGCCGGGGCGCGGGCGCGGAUGUGUGUGCGUGUGUGGCGCGGGCGGGUUUUUGUGUGUGUGUGUGUGUAUAUGUGUGUGCCUCUGUCUGUGUGUGUGUGUCUCUGUGUGUGUGUGUGUGUGUGUGUGUGUGUGUGUGGUGUCCCCGCGCGCGCCGCCACCGCGGGAGGAGGCGGUGAGAGGAGAGAGCGCUGCCCACUGCCUCUCUCGCCGGAGCCGCUCCGGGCGCAGCCGAUUGGCUCCGGCGGGGUCACGUGCCGCCCUUCCUGACGUCAAUGGCCGCGGAGCCGCCGAGGGCAGCGGCGGCGGCGGCGGCAGCGGCCGCGCGCGCCGCUUCCCGCGCAACCCGCGCGGCCGCCGCGCCCCUCCCCCGGUCUCCUCAGAGGGGCCGGGGAGGGCGGUGCGGCCCUUAGGGAACCGCCCAGGGAAGGGCGGAGGUGUGUGGGCACACCUGCGCGCCCGCGGGGGGCAGCCCUCCGCCUUGAGGAAAAGGCUGUUGGAAAAGCGAAGAAAAAAGGCUUUUGUUGUGUUUAAUCACGAUAGAUGUCCAGCUCCUUCGGCCCGCAGGAGCCCCGGGGCAGGCCCGAGGGUGGGGGAGGCUCUGCCUCAGGGCUGGGCGAUGGCCCAGCAAUCCAAAGGCCAAGGUAGUCUCAGCCUGUGGAUCUUGCUCCCAGUUUCCUGAUCUGAACCGCCACCCCACGACCACUAACGUGUAUAUUUCAUGUGAUACACACGCGUGUUACUAAACAUUGGGAUGCAUCGCGCUGGGCACAGCUGAGGUCAGGACUUCAGGAGAAAUGUACUGGGCUGCUUCAGUGCAAAAGUCAGAGGAAAUCUAAAUCUUAAACGUUGAAACUCAUUGCUAAUGGAAGGAAAGGCAAGGUGUGCAAUUCCAGCAGAGCCCUCACCUGCCCGGGAGAAAACUCCUAUCUGAAACUCACAUUCACAGUGGGAGUCGCACAGUUACGAACUGGAGAGGCGAGCUGUGACUGGAAGGGUUGGCAGCUUUUGCCAUCAAGCCUUUUGUGCUGGCGGCUGUCAGCGACAAUUCCUGACUGCGUGGUGCACAGUUCUGAGCGUGUCCAUCAUGACUGUUGCUAUAAAGCCAUUGUGUUGAAAUAGGCUUGCAUCUGACAGCAGAAUUGCUGGGUAAACGCUUUCAGCAGGGAAGGAUUUUGUAACCUAUCAAUACUAGCAAACUCGGGGAAUACUUUUGUUGAAUGUCAGCAUCAAAAUUAUCUAGAAAAGGCUAGGAAGGUGCCAGAGCACUUCUAAGUACCAGUCUCUAGAACAAUUCACAGAAUUGCAGGAUUUGGCUACAGCUAGCAGAAAGACUCUCAUUUAAUGAGGGGAAUGACACAACCAACAGGAAGACAAAAAAUCUCUUUUGUAGAGGUUCAGUCUGUCCAUAUCUUAAAGCCCCGGUUUCCUCCUGAACUUCAACCAACCAGUCAUUGUGUGCUAACCGUUACAAGCAGCUCCCACAAAGCUUUGUGUACCGUACGCUGUGAGGGCUGAAUGACACACACGUUUACACAAAUUAAAUCAGAUCUACCCAUACCUGUAAAUAUGUGUGGAUCUCCUAUUAAGAAGGAAAGAAAGAAAGAGAGAGAGAGAAAGAGAGAAAGAUUUAUUUCCAAACUACAUUUUGAAAGGACAGCUUUGUUUAGAUGUAAGCUUUUCACUGCAGGAACUGUGUGUUUCUAGGAGUUCCUACGAUGCCUGGUACAAGGGAGACCUGUUCUUGCCUGACCCACUGCACUGUUCUGGUACACACAAUAAUGGUGUCAAUGGUAGGACUAUUUGCACACACUCACCUACAGCAACACUUCCAUCAGUCAGAACUGUAACUGGUGUGACUAUUUUGGUGCAAGUUUGUGCAAACUAGCCACCUGCUCAAACCACUGCUUUAAAUCUACCAGAAUUGUCAUCCCUGACAGCUGCCUGCCAAUAGAAGGGCAGUAUGCAAAGAGUCUGGUGGUUUUAAGUGAAUUUCCUUGCAAAUCAUGGAAGAGGUUUUCAACUCGUGUUUUACGGAAGGAAACAAAAAAAAAAGCAGUGAUCUACAGCAGCCAACACAUGAGUUAGCUAGCAAAAUCCAGGCCCUCUCUUGAAAUCUGCAGCUUGAUGUUGAAAUUCACUGAGAUAUUGCAAAAGGACAGCACAUCAGGCAGCACCACUGCUAGCGAGUCAAGGACACAGCUCCAGUCCUCAGCGGCGCUACAUGUCUGCAGCUCACUGAAUCCACGCUUCUAGGCUGCAGGUGAUCUCUGAAGGAAAUUCAGCACAGAACAGUAAGAUCCAGGUAUGAAAUCUCACAUUGCCUGCCAGCAUGGGGCAACCAAAAGCCCUGACAAGGGAAAUCAAAACACGCUGCUUGCUGAAACGUGCUUCAGCUAUCCAGCCUGCAGCAAAUGUGACCCAAGGCUGAGCACAUUAAAACUAAAACCCCUUCUCAUAUUCUAUAUAAAUUAUUCCAAGCAGAAGCUGAAUGUCUUGCCUUCCCUGUGUGAACAAAAUAGACCUGGGAGUGUUGGUCAAUGCUCAGUUGAACAUGAGCCAGCAGUGUGCCCAGGUAGUCAAGAAGGCCAAUGGCAUCCUGGCUUAUAUAAGAAAUAGUGUAGCCCGCAGGACCAGGCAGGCGAUUAUCCACUUGUACUCAGCUCUGAUUAGGCCACACUUUGAAACCACGUUCAGUUUUGGGUCCCUCACUACACAAAAGACAGCGAGGCCCUGAAGCAUGUUCAAAGAGGGGUAGUGGAGCUGGUGAGGGGUCUGGAGCACAAGUUGUAUGAGGUGUGGCUGAGGGAGCCGGGAUUGUUCAUUCUGGAGAAGAAGAGGCUCGAGGGAGAUGUUGUAGCUCUCCAUGACUUCCUGAAAGGAGGUUGUGGCCAGGGGUAUCAGCCUCUCUACCGUGUAACUGGUGACAGGACAAGAGGGAAUGGCCCCAGGUCAUUAGGGGUCAUUAGGAAAAAUUUAUUCUCCAAAAGAGUGGUCAGGUGCUGGAACAGGCUGCCCAGGGAAGUGGUGGAGUCACCGUUCUUGAAGGCGUUCAAUAAGUGUUUGGAUGUGGUACUGAGGGACGUGGUUUAGUGGGGAAAUGGUGGUGGUAGGUGGACACUUGGACUGGAUGAUCUUGGAGAUCUUUUCCAACCCUGGUGAUUCUAUGAUUUUGGCUCCGUGCAGCCCAACAGACAUCUCGGCUAUACGUGUACCACAGUAUUGCAAAGUGAAGUUCGGGGGUCACUGUGUUUUUUUUUUUUUUUUUUUUUUAAUUUUCUUUCAGGAAUCUGAUUUUUAUGAGCAGAUACAUCAGUGUGUUAGAACAAAAACAACGUGACAUUCUGAAGGAAAAGAAGAUGGGUAACUUGUGAAUACUGCUCAGUGCCAAUAACACAGGCUGUAGAGCAGUGGGGGGCCUGGAAAACCCAUGAGAAAACACUGGAGAUGCCAAAAUGUACACAGGGAAAAAAGCUGUUGCCUAAAAGCACCUUGUAUGAGAGCAUACCCAUGCAGUGGCAUUGUAUGACAAGCUAAAUGAGGGGAGUCAGGAAGCGAUUGCAGCAGGGGCCAGAGCACUCUCCCCAAAGAGGAUUAGCUGGAUUUGUAGUAUGGUUUCAAAGGGAAAGCUAGAAAGAGGAAUAAGAACUCUUUACUCCACCUUUGCGUGAUUCCUGAUUUGUUUUACAGAUUAUUAUGAUAAUAACAGUUCAGGCAAAGUCUUUCUCCAGUCCAAUCAAAGAGGGAAGAAAACAAAUCUGCUUCUGUUGUUUCACUGAAAUUUUCUGUUGGAGGCUGUAAGGGCCUACUACAUCCAUACUUGCUAUAGAAAAACAAAAACCACAAUAAAACAAAUCAAGAACCCCACUGCUAUUGUAGGCUCAACAAGUCCCUGAGAGAUAUCAGUACAGAAAUGUGAGGUGGUUUUGCCAAAUAGAGAAGCAAGCACCAGGAAUUCCCAACUUGUAUUCGGUAUCCGUUUAGACUCUUACACAGCAGCUGUCCCUCUCAUAUUUUAAUCCUUGAUGCAUACUAGAGAUAAUGGAGCUUUCUUCCCUUAUUCACAGAGGUGCUGUGUGGAUUAUGGAAUUCGUUAGUCAAUGCUUGUAAAUUGCCACUGUUGACUCAGAGCAAAUUCCUGCUAUCAGACUCAGUUGUCAGCUCAUUUUCAUAACAAUGCUGUAUUGUUAAAAAUACUUUUAAGCCACUCUUCAGUGAAACUGGAGAAUACAAUACACUCAGGCAAACAUAUAAAACAUAAAAGGGAUGCUGUAUCAAUAAUGCUAGAAGUCCUGCAUUUGAAGUUUGAGUUAAUCAGUGUAGUGGCUCCUUAGGAAGGUACAGCAAGUCAUAAAACAGAAUUGUUUCCCAAAAGGAGCGAUGGACAUUUAAAACCUAUCUAGGUAAAGAUUAAAGAAACCACCCUGCAAGGAGCAGUUCUGUAUUUGUCCCUGAGGGAAGGAUGGGCUUGAUUAGGGCACCAUCAAUCACAAACGCAUAAAAUUAAGAUUGUAUUUACAAGCAUCUCCUACCCAAAUUUCUCAUCACCCACUUCUAAGCCUAGCAUCAAUUCUGGGAGACACCUCCACAGGUGAAGCCGUAAGAGGGAAAUCAGACUCCAGUGUGACAUCCCUGGCAUUCAGAUUUCUACUCCUCUCAAGUUUAGUCCAUCACUGUGUUCUUGCUUUCCCAGCUGAUGCCAAUAACAGUAUGGGGCUAACUGCGUGCCAUGCAGACUCUGGUAACAAAUAUACCUUUGAUUCCUCUCUGACACAAUGCACACUUUUGUGUGCAUGAUGCAUAAAUCAUUGCUUUUUUACUGCCCGUCACCAUCAGAUGUUCUGAUACAGGAGUAUGUAGGAUGAAGCUGGUGGUAUCAGUUGCUAGAAGGAGCCUGCCAUCUGCUGAUCUGAACAGUGCUCCAGUCUGACUUUUACCUGGUAAUAGUAGGAUGGAGCACUAUACAAAGAAGGUUAAAAAAAUGCCUGCGCUGAACCAGCAUUAACAGACUUGCUGUGGUGAGGAAUUUAUUUAAGUGGAAAGAGGAAGUCUAUAUUCUCAAGUCUAAGUCUGAAUGGGACAAACAGAAACAAAAAGGCAACUAAAAUAAACUGACAAGUAGAUAGGAAGGAAGUCAGCAGAAGAUACAGAGGAAGAGGUAAGAGCCUAAAAUUUCUUCUCUGCUUUGCUGCACCCAAUUAGACAGUGCAGAUAAGGUACCAGCUAUCAUUCUCCCACAUCACCCUUCUAAGUGACAGCAGCCCUAAGUGGUAAACUUCUCCCUCACGCAUUUCUUUCUACCUUCUUUUAGGGUCACCCAUGUAUCUGGCAUGGAAAAAGCCCUGAAAAAAAGAAAAGCUUCCAGCGAAAUUCAUCAGGCUGCUGCCUUCUUUCCUUUAAGAUGUCUCAUGAAAGCAGCAGUGCUUGAAGAAGGCUAACGAAGGCGACUGCAGGGGAGGAUGAAGACCUUCAAGCAAUCGUCCAAGCUUUUACAGGUGAGCAGAAGCCUCUGCCCUUGGGCAUUCCCUCUGGAACGGCCAUCAGGACCCACAGCCACCAGCACUCAUUGCCCGCACAGAGCCGAGAGGGACCGCUCCCACCUCUCACUUCAUUUCCUUCGCCUUUCCUCCUCCAUUUCUUUCCUGUGGGUUUUCCUCUUUGAUUAAAUUUCUGGUAUGUAGGUACGCUUAAUAAUAAAACAGAUAACUCACGGGAGAUGGAUGAUAUUUAUAAAACC